Messenger RNA from Amoebophrya sp. A25, 1564 nucleotides. Lineage: Eukaryota; Dinophyceae; Syndiniales; Amoebophryaceae. The record is from the annotation of a GenBank genome assembly.
CAUUCGUCGUGCCUUCUAAGUAUUUCAUCCUCAAAAACUAACGAGAAAAAAGUUUGCUUAAUUAUGUAUGCAGCGUCUAUGAUCAGGAUCACCAUGACGUGCUGAUAUGUAUGAAGAGAAACAUCAUCGUCGUGAAAUUCCAUGAUGGUGGACCAAUAGUCUUGACAAGAAGAAGAUGUUGUAGAAGGUAUAUUUAUAGUAAUUUCACUCUUGAGAAGAAAACUUUUGGUCGUGUGGAAUGAAGCCUCGUGGUUUUUAAGUCAUUUUUUUAUUGCGGUAGCGCGAGAGGUUGCUACUGAUUGGCAAUUUUCACGCGGAUGCUAUACUCGUAAUGUUCCUAUUACGAGGAUUUUGCAGGUGUAUGUCUAUGUUUAGAAGGCAGUAACUGAAAUUCUUGGAGUAGUAAUUCUUGAUUGAUAAAGACAAGAUGUGGCCCUUCAGCCGCAAGAAGGACAACAAGGAUGGGGAGAAUAAGCCCUGGCGGGCGAAGUUCAACGAGAGUGGGAUGGAUAUGUACUACAACAAGGAGCUCAAAUGCUGGGUGGAACGUGGGAAGGAGGAAGAAAUGCGAAAGACACUUGCAGACAUGCUACCCUCGGCACCUCCGUCAGCGAGUGAACUUCAGUUAUGACAGUCAGCGAUGUUAAUGUAUCCACAUCAAGCAAAUGAGGCCAUUAGAAUGGUUCUGUCUCGAUUAUAGUAGUGCUUAGGUUUUUUAUCCGUUCAAGCAAUUAUAGUAGUGCUUCACAUACUGCACACGAGGCACCCACGGACGACAAAACCAAACAAGAUUCGCGUUGUCAUGUUUUUGAGUUAGAGGAAGACUGCUUCUGAGGACCGACUACACUUUCUUGAAUUCUCUAAUAUAGAAACAGACGGAGCAGCCUGGAGGUGGAUCUUCAAAGAGUGGAGGUGGAUCAUCGGCAGACGGGCAAGGGAUAUCAGCAAUUUAUGAUUUGGUUUUCGUUUUCAUCGGAGGUGAUCAGCUUUGAGUUACUUCUAGUACUAAGUAGGGAUAGGUACUUUAUGAACUAUUGGCUUAGGUAAUAGACUGAGAUUAUCUACAGUUUUGAAAAUUAGGUGUUUGGUCCCCAAAAUCAUGCUGGUAUUAACGAAGAUUGAGAUCAUAUCGUUCAUUUCAUGAGAAAGUAGUCAGCUUUUGUCUUAUGUGAUGUGUACAACGUAGAAGUCGAGAAAGUGAUCUCUCUUGCGUUCAUGACUUUGAUGCAAUGAUGCAGCCGCCGUCGCGAGGAGGUGGCGGCCUGGAUUCUUUACUGCGACCGCCUUCGCGACCCUUGCCGGGUAGAGGAGGUAGUGGGAAGACGCCUGGAAGUUCGAGCUUGAUUUAAGGCUUCAACCUCAAAUCCAUCUUCAGUUGGAGGUGACUGUUUGCGGUAUGGUUACACUUCUAAGGGAAAGUAAACACAAAAGGUCAUAAGAGGAUGCCGCUCAAGAUGGAUUUUGGGAGGAAGGUCUAACUCAUUCCAACGCCAGGGUCUUUGAUACCCACCCCAGGGUCGUUGAUACCGACACCAGGCCUUACCCCCGAGUUAGGCGAGGAUGA